This is a messenger RNA of Ceutorhynchus assimilis (cabbage seed weevil), 2637 nucleotides long. Lineage: Eukaryota; Metazoa; Arthropoda; Insecta; Coleoptera; Curculionidae. The record is from the annotation of a GenBank genome assembly.
GAAAUUUUAAUAAACGAACGCGAAUGAGGCUGCACCGAGUACACUUUUCAAAUAAACGAACGGUAAAGUCAAGCUCGGAGAACUCAGACCAAAAUAACGAACGCACGGACAAUAAAAUUGGAAAUUGUUUUGGAAAAUUUACGCAACAUAUCUGUGUGGAUUUCCCUCACUCAUCUUCCCCUUCCCCAUUCCUCCACCUAAUUUGUUUGGUGCAUUGCGCAAGUUUGGAACCCUGUAUGGUGUGAUGUGUGAGUACUUUUUAAUUUUUUUUCCACUCUCUAGUUUUCAAGCUUUCAUCACAAUCAAAUGUGGUUCUUACUGGUGCCGAGUUGACGUGUACGUACCGCAAAAAUAGAGGUUAGUUUUUAAGUCAAAAAGCAAAAAAAAGUUGUGUUUUGUGUGUUUACAAGUGUAGUUGAAGCCAAAUAAUGACGAUUCAAGUUGAACCCAAGAGUACCAGUACCGGCGACUGUUGUCCAGCCAGCAACGGGUCCAUAAAUCUACACAAAAAUGGUCUGAACAAUCGCUGCUUCGUUGAAACUAAUCAGCAGCCACAAAACAAACAAGCAAAGACCAAAAUCCUUAGAGAAUCUUACGAACCGCCCCCAUUUUUGACUGCCAUCCUAACACAAAUCAGCUUCUCGUUAAUAAUGUUGCUUAGCUUCAUUAGUCAGUUUUGUACGAAACUCUUCUACCCGCCUAAAGUCAUCGAAGAAAAAGGACGGUCCGGAUAUCCACCUCUUUUUGACCGAUUCUCAAUGUUCUAUUCGAGAUAUGUUUACAGAAGAAUACGCGAUUGCUGGAACUACCCCAUUUGCAGUGUACCGGGGAGUGAAGUGACCCUUAAAGACCGCAUCACAAACGAUUAUUGUUGGACCUUUGAAUUCACUGGCACAAAAACUAAAUGCCUCAAUUUAGCUUCGUAUAAUUAUUUGGGCUUUGCUGAAUCGUCUGGACCGUGUGCUGAAGCGGCGAUUGCUUCAAUUUACAAAUAUGGCAUAAGCACUGGUAGUACGAGAACUAAAUAUGGCACAGUGGAUCUUCAUAAAGAAUUGGAACAACUUUUGGCUGAAUAUUUAGGUGUUGAUGAUGCAAUUACUUGUGGUAUGGGCUUUGCAACUAAUGCCUUAAAUAUUCCCAGUUUAAUUGAACCUGGUUGUCUGGUUAUAAGUGAUGAAAAAAAUCACGCAAGUUUAAUCUGGGGGAUUAAAAUACCUGGGGCGACUGUUCGAGUGUUCAAACAUAAUGAUAUGGAACAUUUAGAAGAAGUUUUGAGGCAAGCGAUAUAUUUUGGUCAACCCAAUCAACCUGAUGGUGCCUUCAAACAUUGGAAAAAAAUUGUUAUUUUUGUUGAAGGUGUUUACAGUAUGGAAGGCACUAUAGUCAAACUGCCUGAAGUGAUUGCGCUUAAGAAAAAGUACAAAGCAUAUCUUUAUUUAGAUGAAGCACAUAGUAUUGGUGCUAUGGGCAAACACGGUAGAGGCAUACUAGAUUAUUUCGACUGUGAUCCAAAAGACAUUGAUAUUCUUAUGGGAACAUUUACAAAAAGUUUUGGAAGUGCCGGAGGAUAUAUUGCUGGCUCCAAGGAACUUGUCACAUAUCUAAGACAAGUUAGUUUAGCUUCUUGUCAAGCUUGGGCCAUGUCUCCACCAUUAGCAGCACAAAUUAUAGCAGUAUUAAAAAUCCUGAUGGAAAAAGAUGGCACAAACGAAGGACAAAGACGCAUCGAAGCUUUAGCUAGGAACACAAGAUAUUUUAGAAUGAGGCUGCAUCAAAUCGGUGUAAUAAUUCACGGCAACGAAGAUUCCCCUGUGGUACCUAUUUUGGUUUAUUUAUACUCGAAAAUUGCAGGAGUUGUGAGGACAUUGAUAAAAGAAAAAAUUGCUACUGUUGGUGUUGGGUAUCCAGCAACGCCUUUAUAUGAAGGCAGAAUUAGAAUCUGCUUGUCAGCAGGACACACCAAAGAGCAGCUCGAUUAUGCUUUAGGAGUGAUUGAAAAAGUUGCUGAUGAUAUUGGCCUUAAAUAUUCUAGAAAGCCUAAAGAUCUCACUCCAAUCAACUAUGAUGACAUUAAAGUUUAUCAAGAAUAAUUUUUGUUUUGUAAACUAAUUUUCCUGCCUGAUGCCUAUUGCAAAAAAUAUUGAUUUGUUAUUAUUGUUAAUUUGCCAGUAUUCAAUUUUAUAUUCCCAAUCAUUUUCUGCUGUUUUUUAUCUAAAUGGCCACAUUAAUAGAAAUACACAAACAUGUUUUCUGAUUAAAUAAUUAAUUAUAUGUUUACUGACUGUUAUGAAAAAAGUGAUACCUAUUUGAAACAAAAAAAGGUGACCUUUUUGUUACAUAUACACCUAUGCUUUGUAGAAAUUAUUCCUUUUAAUAAAUAUUUUAAAUGUUAUUUAAUUUAAUCUUUAUUUAAUUGAAAGUUUCAGGAAUUCAAUUUCAGAAAAUAAUUGUAUGCGAUUAAGCAUUCAAGUAAGUAUUGGCUGAUUUUGGUAAAGUGAUUAGAUUUCCUAUAGGUAUAAUUUGUAACACUACUAGAACUUUCAAUAUAAUUGUAGAUGCAAAAGAACUUCACUCUAUAAUUAAUUCUAUAUUUAUUGAAUAAAAUAAGGUAUUGUAAGAAUUUAAUAAAUUAAAAUA